AUGCUAAGGACAUUGAAUGCAGACAAAAUAUUUUUUAUGUCCUUGAAUUCGGAAGACUUGACGGAAAUAAACGAUGCUUUUGUUGGGGAAAUUCUGGGCGACAUAGAGGAGGAAGAAACGUGUGCGCGACCAACAGAAGAAAUUCUCGAUUCACCAGACGUGAGCGCAACCGCGAAUUCGUCAUCAGAGGACAGUAUUGUGUAUGACAUUGACGAUAAUAACAACCGCGUAAGUGUCGAGACGUCAACCAACUGCCUUGUGAUGAAGAAGACGAUUCGGACUAAUCCUGACGGUUCCGAGAAGAUUAAUCGCGGAUAUCAAUUUAUCUACUCAGAGAACAUAAAUCCAGAGGAAGUAGACUUUCGUGAUCUUGCCGAGGAGAUUCUGGAUGAGGCUCCGCGACACCUAGCGCCGAGUGCCCGUGUGCGGAUAGUCAAGGGAGAUUUGUCCUUGUGA
Molecule: messenger RNA, 456 nt
Organism: Saccostrea cuccullata (small rock oyster)
Lineage: Eukaryota; Metazoa; Mollusca; Bivalvia; Ostreida; Ostreidae
Exons: 2
Coding region: 1-456 (151 amino acids)
Source: RefSeq, a predicted model, not a curated record